Molecule: messenger RNA, 958 nt
Organism: Solanum pennellii
Lineage: Eukaryota; Viridiplantae; Streptophyta; Magnoliopsida; Solanales; Solanaceae
Product: CASP-like protein 5C3
Exons: 3
Coding region: 309-776 (155 amino acids)
Cellular component (GO): membrane
Source: RefSeq, a predicted model, not a curated record
UUAGGCAACAUCAACAUUUAUUGUUCGUCGGGCACUGGGUCGCUAUUCCCCUUUCCUCUUGAGACUCGGAGAGUCAAAAGACAAAUCAAAUUCUCUUGUCAACAAAUUAGACAGACAUAGUAAAGAUUGCAAUGAGUAUGAUAUUGUUACGUUACAACAUCCCCAUCACUAUUAUUUUCCCCAAAAUUCCUUUUCGCAUUCCAUUCACUCCGUUUCAAAAAAAAAAAAAAACUGCACAUUAUUGAUUGGAUUGCAGAAUUCUAACAAACACAACAAGGUAAAUCGUUCUGUGGCGUGCUACUGAUGAAAUGGAUAAACAGCCGGGGGCUAUGGGGACGAGUGCUGGUUUAGCUUUGCGAUUAGGACAGGCUAUUUUCUCUGUCAGUUCACUUCUUUUCAUGUGUUUUGGUGUUUCUUUCUUCAGCUACAGCUACGCUCCUUUCUGCUUUUUGGUGACAACCAUGGGUUUGGUAACACCAUGGAGUUUGGGAUUGGCAAUGAUUGAUACAUUUCUAGUCUUGGCUAAACGCCCAUCUAAUCAGCCCAGAGUAUUGACAGCUGUUGUUUUAGGAGAUUGGGUCCUUUCGGUACUGUCACUGGCUGUGUCGUGUUCCACAGCUAGUGUGGCUGAUUUCCUGAUUGCUUCUGGUAAUGUAUACUGCAGAGAUAACAUAUGCCUACGGUAUCAACUCUCUGCUGCCAUGGCUUUCUUGACUUGGAUUUUGUCAUCGGCGUCUUUGCUCUUGAAUCUUUGGCUUCUUCCUACAUUAUAUUAGUUGUAUCUCUGGUCCUGGACCCCUCCUGGUUGUCUCUUGAUUUAACGAAUAGGGAGUAACAAUUGUGACCGAUCUAUUCUGCUAUGAUCUCUGAAAGGGUUAGAAUGAUACUAAAAGUUACUUCACUCAUUGCGUUAAAGUAUUUAGUCCAUUUAUAAACGACAUGCGUCAUUAAACUUGCA